AUGAGCUCAAAUCCUACAGGUGACGUCGAGCCCGCCCGCCUCUGGAACUCAGCGGUGGUUGAGUACAACGUUGGCAAGAAACCCGAGCAUCAGAUAAAAGCAAAUCAUAGCAAGGCAGACGACUUGGCCAAGGAGCGAGACAGUGCGCUGAAGUCAUUCGAAGUCCAGCGACAUGACGGUGGUUUGGUGGAUCGAAUCCGAACAUCGCUGGGAGCAGCCUGCCAGGCAGCCCAGGUUGCUGUCCAGCCCAUCGGCAACCUUUUGAGCAACAUCUAUCCGCCCGCCUCCGCUAUUUCGCAAGCACUCACUCUUGUCUUAGGAGGCUGCGGAGGUGUGACGGACAAGCUGGAUCAGAUCGAGACCUUCUACCAGACUAUACAAUUCUUCUUUGAGAGACUCGCUUUGCUGGAGAAAAGGAUGCCCCAGCAGCACGCCUUUCAAGCCCCGCUCACUAGAGUCUUCGUAGCAAUUCUGAACAUCAUCAAACACACCGAAGACUAUGUCAGGAAGGGCAGAUUCAUUGCCUUUGGUAAGGGCAUAUUUGGAAGGGAUGGAGGGCUUGCGGACUCAUACACCGAGUUCAACCACCGAAUCAACGAUCUCGAAGACUUGAAGGAACUGAGUGGUGUGACGCACAUGAUAUACGGCAGGUUGUCAGACUUGGUGGACAUGCAGAGAACGGCAAUGACACGACCUCCAGAAAUUCGGGGAUAUUCAGAGCACACAAUGCGUGCCAGUGCUCAGCGGUGGUCCAACAGUGGGACUGACUCGGCAAGUCGCAACUUCAGAGUCCUCGAAAGCGUUCUGGACUGGCUGUCAACCGGGGCUCCUGUGUCUCCUAGGCAUCGACUGAACGAGAUGGAACGCUCCUAUGUCCCCGGAACCUGCGUGUGGGUUGAUGGAAAUGAGCAUUUGAGUGCAUUGUUGAAAUUCGACCCUCAAAAUAUUGUUCGCACAGUCUGCAUCACCGGCAAGCCUGGAACGGGACGGAGCAUGUUGGCAUUCUACAUCUUCGGCCUCUUAAAGCACAGGCUCCAGGACGAUAUUUCCAGGUCCUAUGUGGUCUACUUCAGCUUCAGUGACGAUCAUGGAAAUACAUGGGAUGGGACAUCUCUAGAAAAGGCCGUUUUCAAGAAAAUAAGACUGUAUCUGGUUCUCGAUGGCAUCGACCAUUGUGAGAAGUUUCCUAAGAACUUACAGACGAUUUCUAAGGACUAUCCGCAAAGUCGAUUCGUCCUUGUUACCCAGAAGACAGACCUGUUCAAAGAAGGGUCCGUCAUCAAAAGGACCGAGGCUGAACUUAGACAAGACCUGCGACUCUUCUCCAAGGCUCGUUUACAGACUUUCCCCAAUCUCCAGCGGCGCAGAGAGGCGCGCCAAGACAAAAUUGUAGAUAUCAUUUGCAGCAAGGCCGACACCUUUCUCUACGUUCUUGACGCCCUCCGACGUUUUAGUGACAGCGAAAACCUACAGCUUGUCGACGACAAUGUCCCAAAAGAUACCGAUGAUGCGCAGAAAGCUGUGUUUUCGGCGUGCAUCACGAAACUAAAAAGACGGAACCAACAGCUCCAGUGCGUCUGGACGUGGCUGGCGUGGUCGAAAGGUCUCAUUACCCUCGGAGCAGCGAAACGACUCGUGAAGCUGGUUUCUGAAUGGCCAGAGAUACUGAAGGCAGAAGGCGGGGCCGAUCUCGACAUCGAGAAGGAAUUGAACAGCUUAUUAUCUCAAAUUUUCUCCCUCACUGCAGACGUCCGCCGAGACUACAGGCACACCGAUCAAGUCUUGGAGGACGAGGACAAUGACGAAAACAACGAUCUCAACUACGACUCCCGCGUGCUGAUGUUCAAAAUGGUCGGGAGCAUUCUUACUAUGGAGGAUGAAGAAACCUCCGCCCAUUACGAGCUGAUUUCAUACGCGUCAUCGUUCUGGCUCGAGCACUUGGAAAGCCUUGGGGCUGAAACGCUAUAUAACGAUACGGAAAUAUCAAUUGUUGUCUGCACGACAAUCCAACUUCUCGACAAUAACCAGGCACUAAGGCGGGUGCAAAAUGCGGUGCAAAAUGCGAUUGAUGCCGACCAGGCUUCCAAGCCUUCGAUUUUCGGAAAAUCCAGCUUGAAAAUUGUCAAUAGCUUUCUACAAAAGGCAGGAGAAAGGAAGCUCAAGUGGAGAGAAACCCAGCAGAGUGAAGAUCCACAACAAAGCUUAACGAAGCACAUUCCGAAUUUCCAUACAUAUCUUGCUUCAAGGCAUGUCAACAUCUGGUGGACUUGCAACACUCCCCGCGAGGCAUAUACCUCCUUUCGACUGGCACACCAAAUCCUCGCUUUGAAAGCCACAAAAAAAGAAGCAGCUGAAGAAUGGAAGCGCAUCAAGGAGACUGACUUUGAUGGUUCUGAGGAGAGCAACUUGGAAAGAAUUCGCGAGCAAAUUAUAUUCGUCUCCGAGGCAUUUGAUGAGAGUAGAAAUAGAGACGGGAAGUCAGACACGAAAGCCGAUAGGGAAAGAAAAAGAGGGAAAGCAAUGCGGCUCUUAGGCCGUUCUAUGGCCUUCCGGUUCGACCAUCACUACCAAAAAGCCACUGACGACGUUCGAAAGGGAUCGGAACUGGUACAUGUUGACGAUGGAACGAAAGUUGAUAAGGAUGAAGAGCGAUGUCUCAGAGAUGUGGAGUUCGAAAUGCACAACAGGAUGGGACGCAUCUACUUUGGCUGGGCGGAGAAGAAGGAAAAUCCCGAGGACGCCAACAAAGAAUUCAAAAACGCUCUGGGAGCCUUCCAAAAGGCAAUCAAAGUUCAUGAGGACAUUCACAAGGAACCCAUGGAUGACAAGAAGCCCACAUACGACAAGGAGCGAGGAGAGAAGUUAAACAUGAUAUAUGCGCUAAAAGCAUUGAUGGAAGCCAAUAUGUGCGGGAUUGAAGCCGAUCUGAAUAUGACGAAAGAGUUCCAGAGCAGCAUCAAACGUAUUGGGGACACAAUCGGACCUAAGCGCAGGACACUCAUUUAUUUUGACGACAUGAUCUUGGCACUCGCUACACGGGAAAAGUGGAAUCUAAUCGCUGGUGAUCUUCUGGAAGCCGUUCCCGAGAAGCAACUGGCCACGAACUGCUCGGCAGAGACGCACGAGUUACUUCAACUCGCUGCAAACCAAUCCGAAAAGUGCGCAGGCCUAAUGGAGAAGUACAAAGAGGCGAUCCGAGUUUCCGAAAACGACACAGCAACUCUGCCGCUGAACUCAAUACGUGUUUCAUGGGCGGCGUGUAUUCGACGUUCUGGUGAAUAUGAGCAGAAGCACCGAGACGUGCAGAAACACCUGGAAGCGGCACUCAAACCAAGAGUGUGGGGCGACAUCGAGGCCGUCAUCGGGGCCAGCUGGCAGCUGGCAGAUAUGCUCCUGGAAGAAUUCCGUCUCGCCUCGACCGGCGACGCAGACGAAGUGUUGACCGUCAAAGAGAUGACACGGGGCAAGAUGAAGAAGCUUCUGCAGAAGGUCCAGGGUCAAGUCCCGAAUUUCCAGGCCGAGCUGUCGUUUAUCAGCAUUCCUUUGGCCAUCAUGGAUCGCGACCUGGGACCUACGGCGGCGUUCAAGACCCGCACCGACGCAAUCUUCCUGGCUUGCUUCAAAGCCUUGACAGAUGACGACGUCGCCAACGACAAACCGAGCUUGCAGGUGCUUGCCAAGCUGCUCUCGCUCUUGGGGCUGGAUAAGGAUGCACGGGUUGCAGCCUCAUGCCAGUUCUACAGACUCGAUGGGAGCCCGCCAGAUCAGGAUAGACAGGUGAAAAACGCCAACAGAGGGAGUUCAACAAGAAAAUCGAGAAAGGAUCGAAAGGGUGAGCCCAGAGUCGCGCAGUUGCGUGUCCCCUGCAGCACAUAUGGCAAAUCACUCGACCAGAAUAAUCUUGCAACAGAAAGGGCAUUCCUAUGCUUGUAUUGCACAAAAACGGUGCUCUGCAAUUCUUGCCAUUCCGCGCUGCACGAGCUGAAACAUCAAAAUGCGUCGGACUGGAGCCUGUGCAAGCCACAUCACAUCCACAUCGAAGCUCCUGCCGACGACUGGGACGAGAAAGUUAAGAGAAUGUUUCCAGGUCCUGGAAUAGAAUCUGGUAAGGAGACCUUUCAGGGUUGGCUAGCGGGACUGAAUGAGAAAAGGGAAGGUGUAUGGAAGAAUAAAACAUGGAAAACAAAAUGGCUGUAUAAGAAUAUUACGAGUUGCUACGGGAAAAGUAAUAGUUAA
Ilyonectria robusta is the source of this 4236-nucleotide messenger RNA. RefSeq lists its product as uncharacterized. The coding region runs from base 1 to 4236 and encodes 1411 amino acids. The transcript is spliced from 6 exons. The record is from RefSeq and is a predicted model, not a curated record. NCBI's taxonomy places the organism in Eukaryota, Fungi, Ascomycota, Sordariomycetes, Hypocreales, Nectriaceae.